Messenger RNA from Heteronotia binoei (common prickly gecko), 989 nucleotides. RefSeq names its product ubiquitin conjugating enzyme E2 F (putative) (gene UBE2F). The transcript has 9 exons. The coding region runs from base 15 to 572 and encodes 185 amino acids. Gene Ontology annotation, molecular function: NEDD8 transferase activity. The record is from RefSeq and is a predicted model, not a curated record. Gene Ontology annotation, biological process: protein neddylation. Lineage: Eukaryota; Metazoa; Chordata; Lepidosauria; Squamata; Gekkonidae. Gene Ontology annotation, cellular component: nucleus.
UGCAGCUAGCAGUGAUGCUAACUCUGGCAAGCAAACUCAAACGGGAUGAUGGUGUCCGGGGCCCCCGUGCAUCCAGCUCAGCUUCUGAUUCUACUCGCAGAGUGUCGGUGAGAGAUAAACUGCUCAUUAAAGAAGUUGCAGAGCUUGAAGUAAAUUUACCUUGUACGUGUAAAGUGAGCUUUCCUGACCCAAAUAAACUCCAUCACUUUCAUCUAACCGUGAGCCCAGAUGAAGGUUAUUAUCAAAGUGGGAAAUUUCAGUUUGAAAUUGAGGUUCCAGAUGCCUAUAACAUGGUGCCUCCCAGAGUGAAAUGCUUGACUAGAAUCUGGCAUCCAAACAUCACUGAGACGGGGGAAAUCUGCUUAAGUUUAUUGAGAGAGCACUCGAUUGAUGGUACUGGCUGGGCUCCAACUAGAACUUUACAGGAUGUCGUCUGGGGACUGAACUCCUUAUUUACUGAUCUCUUGAAUUUUGAUGAUCCUUUGAACAUUGAAGCGGCGGAACAUCAUUUGCGGGACAAGGAGGAUUUCCGAAAUAAAGUUGAAGAUUACAUUAAUCACUAUGCCAGAUGAUGAAGGGCGAGAGCCGCCCUCCGGGGGUGCAGAUCCUAUUGUCGACUGUCACUUGAUUAAAAACAACUCAAAGCCUGGAAUAUGUCCUUGUCUUUGGCAGCAGCCCAUGUUGUUCCAAGAAGAAAACAAGCUUCAUAAUAAUCCAUGUAAAGUGGACACUGCUGUGUGUGUCUCAGUACAGCAAGGAAAUCGUAUCUGUUGGUUGAAGAAACUUUUUUGCUUUACUCUUUAAUGUCUUUUCUGAAAAUGUGCUGUCUAUUCAGAACUGAGAUAUGCUUCAGAAGUUGAAAGAAAUCACUAUUAAGGUUGUAUUCAUACUACUUAAAAACUUUUUCCUCAUGACUAGUAGCAAGGAAUGGUAUGCUUACUGGAACUUGUAAAGGUUGGCAAAUAAACAUUGGCUUCGUUAAACAUGAA